This is a messenger RNA of Cladophialophora psammophila CBS 110553, 1794 nucleotides long. RefSeq lists its product as uncharacterized. The record is from RefSeq and is a predicted model, not a curated record. Gene Ontology annotation, molecular function: zinc ion binding; DNA binding. Bases 1 to 1794 code for a protein of 597 amino acids. Lineage: Eukaryota; Fungi; Ascomycota; Eurotiomycetes; Chaetothyriales; Herpotrichiellaceae. The transcript is spliced from 3 exons. Gene Ontology annotation, cellular component: nucleus. Gene Ontology annotation, biological process: DNA-templated transcription.
AUGCAAACCAACCCUGGCGAUGCUGAUAGCCACCAGUCUCUCUCCUCGCCAGGUUCUCACGUGGGGGACGUCGAGAUGCAAGGCCGUCUGUCGAGCGCCCAUCUAAGACCACCUAGCAGCAAUGAAGUCCAUGUGCUGGAACCCAAAGCUCAUACUCUCGAAGACGGUAAGGACAUGACAGCACAUUGUUUGGGUCUAUCAGCGGAGCAGGACACCCAUCUCCUUGCAUCCUUUCGAUCCGUCAUCAUGAACGAGACAAAUCGUGUCGCCGGUGACAUCAUCCAGGUCUACCCCGGCAGUCCUGCCACAGGCACGCCACCUCUCCAUUUCUUUAUAUUAAGGGAUUGGUUCAUGCCAUACGAUAAUAGGAUCAAAGAUGGAUCCUCGCGCGAGAUCGAAUUCAAGGUUGGAACACACGGUCCUAGUCUUGUCCGCCUUUUCUUCAAACAUGUCCACCCUGUCUAUUGUGUCGUGUCAAAAGUCCGUUUCCUCCGAGCAUAUACGGAGGAUAAGCUGAGCAUUCCGGCAUCACUACGAGGAGUGGUCUAUGGAAUGGGCGCUGUCUACUGGAAACAAGAUCCUGUAUUGAGGACAGUUCACCGCCCAUUUGAACAAUAUGAGUUGUUUCUAGCUGCCCAGACUUCACUCGAGCGGGAGCUUGAGGCACCAAACCUGUGGAAAUUGCAGGCCUGUCUAUUGAUGCUUCACGAGAAGGCUGCUGGCAAUGGCACGUUUGAGACUCCACGUACAUGGACUUUAUCUGCACAAGCCGUUGCGUGCGCUCAGAUGAUAGGACUUCACCGCGACCCUUCCAAUUGGAAUAUUGCACCCUGGGAGAAGAGUCUGCGGAAGAAGCUGUGGUGGGCGACCUACGUGACGGACGCGUGGGCGUCGGUGAGCCAUGGAAAUCCGUUUUUACUCCACGCCACCUCCUAUACGACUUCGAACCUGGACAUGGAUGACUUGAGAUUCGAUGAGGAUGUCCCCGAAGAUCUCAAAGAUAUGGUGGAUGUCGCAAGUGCAAGCUUUGAUGUUUCAACAGCUGCACGUUUCCUGGAACUUGUGAAGCUUACCCAGAUACUCCAUAAUUUGUUGGACACAGCAUUCUCGGACCACUCGUACCGAGCUGCGAUGCUGGACCUUGCGAGUCAGGAGACUAGACUCUUGAAGAUUCAGAGAGAACUCGAAUCCUGGCAUUCACUGAUGCCAUUGUGUGUCACCAUGAACUACACCACAACUAGAUUUCACUUCCGCAACAAUGCACCACUCCACCUUGCCUACUUUGCAACUCAAGUACUUCUCUUCCGAGCCUUGAUGACCCCAGCCUCGAUGGCUGCCAAAAGCAAUCCGCUUUCGUCCCUGCGACGGUUCUUCGGAGCAGCAAUAGAACAGCUCGGUGCUUUUUUGGCGUUCAUGAACGAGAUAACGCUUGAGGGCCUUCGAGCAUUCUGGGGCCGACGCAAGUCAUCCUUUGUUCCCUGUGAUACUUUAGAGAAGCACAAACUGACAGAAGUAGAUGGAAGGUCACAGCUGACCCUUAUUGGCAAUUUCCUGAUACAUCUAUUCCUAUUAUCGUCCAGUCCCGAGCAGGUCAGCGGGACAUUUCGACUCCUAGAGCAUUUUCACGAAUCCCUUCAGAGGAUAGGUGAACUUGUGGACGAGGAAUCCGUAGGUCUGAUCCGGCCGGUAGCGCUGAGAAUCGACUCCUUCUUCACCCAAGCGGCGCAGAUCAUGAGACGGAGCUCGACGACGGGCUCUUAUUCGGAGGCAAGGAUGGUCGAUACACCGCCAUAA